Molecule: messenger RNA, 1568 nt
Organism: Syngnathoides biaculeatus (alligator pipefish)
Lineage: Eukaryota; Metazoa; Chordata; Actinopteri; Syngnathiformes; Syngnathidae
Gene: ndufs2
Product: NADH:ubiquinone oxidoreductase core subunit S2
Exons: 14
Coding region: 58-1452 (464 amino acids)
Biological process (GO): mitochondrial electron transport, NADH to ubiquinone
Molecular function (GO): quinone binding; NADH dehydrogenase (ubiquinone) activity; NAD binding
Source: RefSeq, a predicted model, not a curated record
UUUGAAGGGCGAAGAAGAGUAAAGACGUCACUCGGUGAAGGUGGCCGGACAACCAAGAUGGCGUCCGCGGUGCUGAGGUCGCUUACCAAACUGGGACGCCCUUCAACAAAACUCAUCCUAAACCCGACGAAUGGUCGCUGCGCCGUCCUGCAAAGCCGGAAGAAGCAGUGGCAGCCGGACGUGGAGUGGACCGAGCAGUUCGCCGGCGCAGUCAUGUACCCCACGGCUGUCAAUAAGAACUGGACGCCGCCCCCGUGGAACGACAAAGACCCCCCGGCCGAGAAGGACGUGUCCAACCUGACCAUCAACUUCGGACCGCAGCAUCCGGCCGCUCACGGAGUGCUGCGCCUGGUGAUGGAGCUGAGCGGCGAGUCCGUCAAAAAGUGCGACCCGCACAUCGGCCUGCUUCACCGGGGCACGGAGAAGCUCAUCGAGUACAAGACUUACUUGCAGGCUCUGCCCUACUUUGACCGGCUGGACUACAUUUCCAUGAUGUGCAACGAGGAGGCCUACUCGCUGGCCGUGGAGAGGCUGCUCAACAUCAAGGCGCCGCCCCGCGCCGAGUGGAUCCGAGUUCUGUACGGGGAGAUGACCCGCAUCCUGAACCACAUCAUGGCCAUCACCACUCACGCGCUCGACAUCGGCGCCAUGACCCCCUUCUUCUGGAUGUUUGAGGAGCGAGAGAAGAUGUUUGAGUUCUACGAGCGCGUGUCCGGAGCCAGGAUGCACGCCGCCUACAUCCGCCCCGGCGGUGUCCAUCAGGAUCUUCCUUUGGGCCUGAUGGACGACAUCUACGAGUGGUGCAAGAAUUUCUCCAUCCGCAUCGAUGAGGUGGAAGAGAUGUUGACUAAUAACCGCAUCUGGAAGAACCGCACCGUGGAUAUCGGCGUGGUGACUGCAGAAGAAGCCCUCAACUACGGCUUCAGCGGCGUGAUGCUGAGAGGCUCCGGCAUCAAGUGGGACCUGCGCAAGUCUCAGCCCUACGACAAGUACGACGAGGUGGAGUUCGACGUCCCGAUCGGCAGCAACGGCGACUGCUACGACCGGUACCUCUGUCGGGUGGAGGAAAUGAGGCAGUCGCUGCGGAUCAUGCACCAGGCCCUCAACAAGAUGCCGGAAGGGGAGAUCAAGGUGGACGACGCCAAGGUGGCUCCGCCCAAGAGGUCCGAGAUGAAGAUGUCCAUGGAGUCCUUGAUCCACCACUUCAAGCUGUACACCGAGGGGUACCAGGUCCCCCCAGGGGCGACGUACACGGCAGUGGAAGCCCCCAAGGGCGAGUUCGGCGUCUACUUGGUGUCGGACGGCUCCAGCAGGCCCUACCGUUGCAAGAUCAAAGCUCCCGGAUUCGCCCACCUGGCCGGUCUGGACAAAAUGGCCAAAGGUCACAUGCUCGCGGACGUCGUGGCCAUUAUUGGCACUCAGGACAUCGUUUUUGGAGAGGUGGACCGCUAAGCGUGACCGGACCUGGCCUCAGUCUCAGUCGGUCGGUCGGGCUCGCCCGAUUGUGUUACUGGAAAUGCUGAAUAAAAUAUUGGUUGAACUCAAAAGAAAAUGAUGUCAUCUGUACU